Aspergillus mulundensis is the source of this 1395-nucleotide messenger RNA. Its product is annotated as CDC73 C-terminal domain-containing protein. The transcript is spliced from 2 exons. The record is from RefSeq and is a predicted model, not a curated record. Gene Ontology annotation, molecular function: RNA polymerase II complex binding. Lineage: Eukaryota; Fungi; Ascomycota; Eurotiomycetes; Eurotiales; Aspergillaceae. Gene Ontology annotation, biological process: transcription elongation by RNA polymerase II; positive regulation of transcription elongation by RNA polymerase II. Gene Ontology annotation, cellular component: Cdc73/Paf1 complex. The coding region runs from base 1 to 1395 and encodes 464 amino acids.
AUGGCUACCGAUCCCUCACUCCAGGAUCCCCUUCUGGCGCUGCGCCGCGCCAUUGCGGCCGGCAGCUUGCCCACCGCGACGACCUCCUCCGACCUCUCAACGGAGAACGCAACCGAAGACCUGGCCAAAGCCACGCAUCUAUAUUUUCAGCACCCCUUACCGCAGUCUCUCGCGCUCAACCUGCCUACUCGCUUCAUCUCAAGCUCCUCCGGCUCCCCCGUCGAUCUCCGCGGUAUCUUCUUCGCGUACCAGAAGAAGGACGUCGCGAUUCCCGAGUACAUCACCUCAGUACAGGAGCUGAACGAGGCACUUAAGAAGAAGGAGCGUGGGGAGGGAGUACCUGAAGAACAGGCGCAAAACCUUACGUUCGUCGAGCGAUUGGAUCUUAUUACAUGGUUGGAAGGUGCUUCGGAUGAGAGUGAAUAUAUCAAGCCGCUAGAGGGAGCUACGGGCGUCCCCUCGUCGGCGGCUCAGGCUCAGGCAUCUUCCAAUGUUGCCUCUGGUGCGGCGGGUGUAUCUACUGCGCCCAGUGCUGCUCCUGCGGCGGGGGCUGCUGGUGGGAGAGCAGGGAAGGUCAUUGACCCCCGGCUCCAGGAGAUCUACAAUGGGGAGCGAAAGAUGGGAGACCGCAACAGUGUUCUACGGGGAAUCAAGCAGACGGACUUCUCGCAUGUCCGCAAAAUCGCCGAAACCUUCCUCGGACGAAACCGAUCACGAACAGGCCAAUACGCUCCAGGCGCAAAGCCCGGAGCCAAACCACACUCCAUGAUCCCAGCGCCCUCAGCCGGCCUCUCUCAACCCCGCAAGGGUACCUCCAAAACGCAGGACCCCAUCAUCCUCCUCUCCCCCUCUGCCUCCUCCCUCAUCCGCAUGUCCAAUGUCCGCUCAUUCCUCGGCGACGGCGUCUUCGUGCCCCCAGACCACCCAACCCUCGCCAUGUCCAGUGGCGCCGCCAGCAACAUCCUCUACAUCCACCGCCCCCUCGGCAUCUCCGACCCUUCCUCAUCCUCCCGCGCCAUCGGUUCCCAAGGCCACGCCCGCAAGCCAACCCGCUUCAUCCUCGUCGACAGCACAGCGAACUUCAAGCCAGACUACUGGCAACGCCUCGUCGCCGUUUUCACCACCGGACAAACCUGGCAGUUCAAGUCAUACAAGUGGUCGUCGCCCCCGGAACUGUUCAAGCACGCCUCCGGCAUAUACGUCGGCUGGCGUGGCGAGGAUGUCCCGCGUGACGUUCGCGGCUGGGGCCGUGGCGUGCGGAGCUUCUCCGUCGAGCGCUGGGACGACAAAGGCGGCGUUAACGGGUCAGGGCGCUGGCGGGAUCGUGAGGUCGUGGAGGGGAUUUGGACGGCUAUAGAGGAGGGCAUGAAGCUGCGUGGGUGGGGGUCUAAGUAG